Messenger RNA from Cyclopterus lumpus (lumpfish), 1515 nucleotides. RefSeq names its product potassium voltage-gated channel, Shal-related subfamily, member 1 (gene kcnd1). Gene Ontology annotation, biological process: potassium ion transmembrane transport. Gene Ontology annotation, molecular function: A-type (transient outward) potassium channel activity. The transcript has 7 exons. Bases 1 to 1515 code for a protein of 504 amino acids. NCBI's taxonomy places the organism in Eukaryota, Metazoa, Chordata, Actinopteri, Perciformes, Cyclopteridae. Gene Ontology annotation, cellular component: voltage-gated potassium channel complex; membrane. The record is from RefSeq and is a predicted model, not a curated record.
AUGGGGGAGUACCGAGACAGGAAAAAGGAGAACCAGGAGCGCCUGGCGGAGGACAACGAGGCCAACGAGGGUAUGGACGCCCCCCUGCCCCCCCACAGCUCCUCCAGGGAGCGCCUGUGGCGGGCCUUCGAGAACCCGCACACCUCCACCAUGGCGCUGGUCUUCUACUACGUCACCGGCUUCUUCAUCGCCGUGUCCGUCAUCGCCAACGUGGUGGAGACGGUGCCGUGCCGGCCGCCCAAGGGCGCCGUGAAGGACCUGCCCUGCGGCGAGAAGUACCAGCUGGCCUUCUUCUGCAUGGACACGGCCUGCGUGCUCAUCUUCACCUUCGAGUACCUCAUGCGCCUCUUCGCCGCGCCGAGCCGCUGCAGGUUCGCCCGCUCGGUGAUGUCGGUGAUCGACGUGGUGGCCAUCAUGCCGUACUACAUCGGCCUGGUGAUGCCGGAGAACGAGGACGUGAGCGGCGCCUUCGUCACGCUGCGCGUCUUCCGGGUGUUCCGCAUCUUCAAGUUCUCGCGGCACUCGGCCGGCCUGAGGAUCCUGGGCUACACGCUGAAGAGCUGCGCCUCGGAGCUGGGCUUCCUGCUCUUCAGCCUCACCAUGGCCAUCAUCAUCUUCGCCACCGUCAUGUUCUACGCCGAGAAGGGCACCGCGGGCUCCACCUUCACCUCCAUCCCGGCCUCCUUCUGGUACACCAUCGUUACCAUGACGACGCUCGGGUACGGCGACAUGGUCCCCAACACCAUCGCGGGGAAGAUCUUCGGCUCCAUCUGCUCCCUGAGCGGCGUGCUGGUGAUCGCGCUGCCGGUGCCGGUCAUCGUGUCCAACUUCAGCCGGAUUUACCACCAGAACCAGAGGGCGGACAAGAUGAGAGCGCAGCAGAAAGUGCGCAUGGCUCGAAUCCGGAUGGCAAAGAAAGGAACAGCCAACGCCUUCCUCCAGUACAAACAAGACCGAGCCCUCGGGGACCGGCACAGCAACAGCACGGCUCUGUGUGUGAAGAACAGAUCCGCCUUCGAGUAUCAACACAACCACCUGCUGCACUGCCUGGAGAAGACCACGAACCACGAGUUCACAAACGAGAUGAACUACAGCGAGCUGUGCAUCACGGAGUCGGUAGGCUACCGGACCAGCCGCAGCACUUCCUUGUCCAGCCAGCAGGGGGCGCAGAACAACUCCACCGGCUGCUGCCCCCGCAGGGCCAGAAGGAGAGCCGCCAUGCGCCUCGCCAACUCCACCGUGUCCGUCAGCCGGGGGAGCGUCCAGGAGCUGGACACCCUGAAGUCCACCUCCAUCAUGCCACAAACCCGCUCCAGUCUGAACGCCCAGAUGAGCGACCUGAAGCUGAACUGCGGGGACCCGGACUUCACCGCCGCCAUCAUCAGCAUCCCCACGCCGCCGGCCAACUCGCCCGACGACAGCCUGCCGCCGUCGCCCGCCCCCAUCCCCGGCAUCCUGCGCAACACCCGGGCCACCGCCUACACCCACGAAACCGUCAAGAUCUCCUCCUUAUAA